This is a messenger RNA of Thunnus maccoyii (southern bluefin tuna), 751 nucleotides long. Its product is annotated as trypsin-1-like. Gene Ontology annotation, biological process: proteolysis. The coding region runs from base 1 to 732 and encodes 243 amino acids. Lineage: Eukaryota; Metazoa; Chordata; Actinopteri; Scombriformes; Scombridae. The transcript has 6 exons. Gene Ontology annotation, molecular function: serine-type endopeptidase activity. The record is from RefSeq and is a predicted model, not a curated record.
AUGAGGUCUCUUGUCUUUGUUCUGCUCAUCGGAGCCGCUUUUGCCACGGAGGACGACAAGAUCGUCGGAGGGUAUGAGUGCCAGCCCCACACAGAGCCCCAUCAGGUGUCUCUGAAUGCUGGGUACCACUUCUGCGGUGGCUCCCUGGUCAGUGAAAACUGGGUUGUGUCUGCUGCUCACUGCUACAAAUCUCGUAUUGAAGUGUGUCUUGGAGAGCACCACAUCGGAGUCAAUGAGGGCAAUGAGCAGUUCAUUAGUGCUUCCCUUAUCAUCCGACACCCUCACUUCAACCGCUACAGUCUUGAGAAUGACGUCAUGCUGCUCAAGCUGAGUGAGCCUGCCAUUCUCAACCAGUAUGUGCAGCCCGUGGCUCUUCCUACCAGCUGUGCCCCCGCCGGCACCAUGUGCAAAGUCACUGGCUGGGGCAACACCAUGAGCUCCGCUUCUGACAGCAACAGGCUGCAGUGCCUGGAGAUCCCUAUCCUGUCUGAUGAGGACUGUCACAACUCCUACCCUGGUGGUAUGAUUGACAACACCAUGUUCUGCGCUGGAUACCUGGAGGGAGGCAAGGACUCCUGUCAGGGUGACUCCGGUGGUCCUGUUGUGUGCAACGGUGAGCUGCAGGGCGUUGUGUCUUGGGGCUAUGGAUGUGCUGAGAAGAACCACCCUGGUGUCUACGCCAAGGUCUGUGUGCAGACUGACUGGCUGCACAGCACGAUGGCCAGCAAUUAGCUAGACCAUUCAACCUCCA